UUCUAAUCUGAAUUUGAAGAUAGCAAAUGAAAUAAUCGUAUUCAAUAUUUGUAAUGUGAUUAUCCUAAGUGGCUAGCACGAAUUAUAAUGAUUUGAGAUAGUUGAUUUAAAUUUCAAAAGCAUAUUGUGUCGAUAUAUGUUCAUUUCUAUUGCAUGAAAAAAUCGCAAACAUUGGGAAAAUGGUAUCAAAAGGAACACAGAUAUGUAUAUUUCUGUUGCUAAUAUCGGAGCAAAUUUCAAAAAAUGAAGCAGAGCGUCAUCGAUUACCAGACACUGCAAUACCAUUAAGCUACAUUCUGACGAUCAAAAUUGAAGAUAUCAAUAGCGACACUCUUUCUGGAUCUGUGGUGAUAUCGUUCAAUACAAACGAAGCAACCAACGAAACCCUCCUACACGCAUCUUUAGCAUACAUGAACAUAACAGAAAUAGUUCUUAACGCAGACUAUAACAAAACAUGCAACAUUUCCUCCCACAAUGAAAACACCGGGAUAGUCACGAUUUCCUGCCCAGAAAACACCUCAACGGACGAACCAAACACCCUGUACAUAGCAUACGCAGCUCUCCUGAGCGAGACAAGCGACUCGGGGAUUUACAGAACUAAGGUAUACGAGGCGAAUGGAAACGUCGAUAAAAUUAUCGCUACCCAACUGGCUCCUUCGUUUGCUAGGAGAAUGUUUCCGUGCUUUGACGAACCCAGGUUCAAGACGACCUUCGAUUUAUUCGUUGUCCAUCCUCAGGCAUACGAGGUUCUGGCAAACAGCCCCAUACUAUCGACGACAUUCACCCAAGAUGGAUGGGCGGAAACCGAAUUCUACACGUCACCUCCGAUGUCCACGUACCUUUUGGGGUUCGUGAUGGGGAAAUUCCUCAACGUCUCCGCCGCCGCGACCGACGUCAACGCGAUAUACAGGGUAUUCACGCGACCCGAAAUGAUCAACUAUACAGGAACGGCAUUGAGUCAUGGGCCCCAGCUGGUUAAGGCGAUGGGCGAUCUGACCGGCAUCCAGUACAGAGACAUGGAAGACAAGCAGCUAUAUCAAGUCGCUCUGCCCGAUUUGAAGUUUCAAGCGAUGGAGAAUUGGGGAUUAUUGACAUAUAGAGAGGCAGAAAUACUGGACGAAGCAGACAAGACUACAGCGUUGUCCAAACAAAAUAUAAUUCCCCUGAUGGCCCGCCAAAUAUCUAACCAAUGGUUUGGCAACUAUGCCACUAUGGACUGGUGGUCGAAUGUUUGGCUAAACGACGGUUUUGCUACAUACUUCCAGUACUACCUACCUGACAAAAUCGAUGGGUUGGACAUGGAUCUGGAUAAACAAUUCACUGUUAACGUUCUACAGCUCGCUCUUAGAGAAGAUGCAUAUCCGGAAUCUUCAGCUCUUUCUGGUGAUGACAUCGACGACACCAUUACUGACGAAUAUUUCAAGAAGGCAGAUUAUCUGACACAUGGAAAAGGUGCAAGUGUGAUAAGGAUGAUGAAGAGUGUGCUAGGUGAAGACAAGUUCCAGGAAAAAAUUAAAUUGUAUCUACAAGUCAAUAAGUUCAAUACCACCAACCCGACAUCCCUUCUGGAGUCCCUUCAAUUGGGAAAUAUGAUGGAACAAUGGAUAUAUAAAUCAGGUUAUCCCCUGCUUCAUGUGACAUUGAAUAAUAAUCAAGUAGAGAUUACUCAGGAACAGUUUUCAAACGUGAAAAACAACUCUGAUUCGAGCACCCAAUGGAAUAUUCCUGUUACUUAUACAACAUCCGAGGAGAAGAAUUUUAACAGAGAACAUAUCGAUUGGCUGAAAAAGGACGAAGCAUUGUCAAUUGAAUUGAAGGACGGUUCUUGGAUCGUGCUGAAUAUUCAACAAACAGGUUUCUAUCGAGUCUCUUAUGAUGACGUGCUAUGGGAAAGACUGAUUGUGGCUCUCAACCGUGAACGGACUACGAUUCAUGUUUUGAACAGAGCGCAAUUGGUUGACGACGCAUUCAGUCUCUCACAAGUGGGAAGAAUGAGCUACAUCAAUGCGUUCAGAUUGGCGGAUUUCUUGUUGGAAGAGACAGAGUACGCUCCAUGGGUCUCCGCAUUGAACGCCAUAUCGUACAUGAUGGACCGAGUUACUGAUGAAGAUACCAUAGAACUGUUGAAGUCACGAACACUACAGUAUAUUGACAGUGCUUUCCCUACUCUGAGAAAAAUAGAAGGAAACUCUCACAUUGAUAUACUGAAAGAGACGAUGAUACUGAGGUGGAAAUGUUCACUAGGGAAUGAAGACUGCAUCGAGUAUGCCAAACAGUCCUUCCAGGAAUAUCAACAAUCUAGAAGUCUCUCAGAUUUCAAUGAAAAGGAAAUCAUUUUAUGUUAUGGCGCCAAACAUAGCACAAAUCCGGAACAUGUAUACAGGUACCUUUUGUCAAGUUUCGAGGAUUCAAAGUCACCUGCUGAAAGAGAAACCAUUUUGAUGGCUAUCGGUUGCAUAUCGAAAAAAACUAUUUUAUCACAAUUUUUGAAAGAAACUCUAGAUUCGGAUUCGAUCAUUUCCAGAACAUAUUACUCUCCUGUCGUAUUUGAAUCUGUUUUAUCAAACAAUGACUUCGGGUGCGAUGUAACUUUGGAGUUCUUGGAAAGACAUUUGAAAAUCUUUGUUGAAAUGUAUAGAGAUUUUCUUCCCAUUUCAACUAUAGUAAAUAGAUUGUCUGACAAAAUAAAAACUGAAGAACAAAUAGGAGAGCUGAAAGAAAUCAUUGCCAACUCUGGCGGGAUUCCUGAUAGCGACAAAAUUCUGAAUAAGAUAGAUUACCACCUGAAAUGGGCUGCUGAAAAUUCAGAAAAAAUCAAAACAUCUCUUAUUCAACACAAGUCACAGGCGUUUACCCAUUCACAGUUGUUUCUGCCAAUUAUCAUAUCGAUUUUGUUGUCGCUCACUUAUACAAUCCAAUAA
Molecule: messenger RNA, 2921 nt
Organism: Phaedon cochleariae (mustard beetle)
Lineage: Eukaryota; Metazoa; Arthropoda; Insecta; Coleoptera; Chrysomelidae
Source: the annotation of a GenBank genome assembly